Molecule: messenger RNA, 1995 nt
Organism: Galeopterus variegatus (Sunda flying lemur)
Lineage: Eukaryota; Metazoa; Chordata; Mammalia; Dermoptera; Cynocephalidae
Product: solute carrier organic anion transporter family member 1B3-like
Exons: 13
Coding region: 1-1995 (664 amino acids)
Biological process (GO): sodium-independent organic anion transport; transmembrane transport
Cellular component (GO): membrane
Molecular function (GO): protein binding
Source: RefSeq, a predicted model, not a curated record
AUGUUCUUGGCAGCCCUGUCAUUCAGCUUCAUUACUAAGGCACUAGGUGGAGUCAUUAUGAAAAGUUCCAUCACUCAAAUAGAAAGGAGAUUUGACAUAUCCUCUUCUACUGCUGGUAUAAUUGAUGGAGGCUUUGAAAUUGGAAAUUUGUUUGUUAUUGUAUUUGUAAGUUACUAUGGAUCCAAAUUACACAGACCCAAGAUAAUUGGAAUUGGUUCUUUCAUUAUGGGAAUUGGAAGUAUUUUGACUGCUUUGCCACAUUUCUUCAUGGGAUAUUAUAGGUAUUCUAAAGAAACCUAUAUUAAUCCAUCAGAGAAUUCAACAUCAAGCUUACCAACCUGUCUAAUUAGUCAAACUUUAUCUCACAAUAGAACAUCACCUGAGAUACUCGAAAAAGGUUGUGAAAAGGAAUCUGGGUCUUACAUGUGGAUAUAUGUCCUAAUGGGUAAUAUGCUUCGUGGAAUAGGAGAAACCCCCAUAAUGCCACUGGGGAUUUCUUAUAUUGAUGACUUUGCUAAAGAAGGACAUUCUUCUUUUUAUUUGGGUACUUUGCAUUCAGUAGCAAUGAUUGGUCCAAUAAUUGCCUUUGUAUUGACAUCUCAGUUUGCUAAAAUGUACGUGGAUAUUGGAUUUGUAGAUCUGAGCAGUAUCAAAAUAACUCCUAAGGACUCUCGUUGGGUUGGUGCUUGGUGGCUUAGUUUUUUUGUGUCUGGACUAUUAUCUAUUAUUUCUUCCAUACCAUUCUUUUUCCUGCCCAAACAUAUAAAUAAGCCACAGGAAAAACGGAAAGUUUCAAUAUCUUUGCCUGUGCUCAAAACAAAUGAAGAAAAGAAUCAAACAGCUAAUUUGACCAAUGAUAGGCCAAAUGUUACUAAAAAUGUGACUGGUUUGUUCCAGUCCUUAAAAAGCAUCCUUACCAAUCCUCUAUAUGUUAUAUUCUUGAUUUUGGCAUUGCUACAGAUAAGCAGCCAUAUUGGUUCUUUUACUUACAUCUUCAAAUAUGUAGAGCAACAGUAUGGUUAUUCAGCAUCCCAGGCUAACAUGUUGUUGGGAAUCAUAACCAUACCUACUGUUGCAAGUGGAAUGUUUUUAGGAGGAUAUAUCACUAAAAAAUUCAAAUUCACCAUGAUUGGAAUUGCCAAAUUAUCAUUUUUUACUACAGCAAUAUCCUUUCUAUUUCAGCUAUCAUAUUUUGCUGUAAUAUGUGAAAGCAAAUCAGUUGCUGGCCUAACCUUGACCUAUGAUGGAAAUAAUCCAGUGACAUCUCAUAUAGAUGUACCACUUUCUAAUUGCAACUCACACUGCAAUUGUGAUGAAAGUCAAUGGGAACCAGUCUGUGGGAACAAUGGAAUAACUUACGUGUCACCUUGUCUAGCAGGAUGCAAAUCUUCAAGUGGCGAUAAAAAGCCUAUCGUGUUUUAUAACUGUAGUUGUGUGGAAGUAACUGGUUUCCAGAACAAAAAUUACUCAGCUCACUUGGGUGAAUGCCCAAGAGAUGAUACUUGUACAAAAAAAUUUUAUGGCUAUGUAGCAGCACAAGUCUUGAAUGUUUUUGCCUCUGCAGUAGGAAGCACCUCACAUAUCAUGCUGAUUGUCAAAAAUGUUCAACCUGAACUGAAGUCACUUGCAAUGGGUUUUCACACACUGAUAAUACGAGCACUAGGAGGAAUUCUAGCUCCAAUAUACUUUGGGGCUGUGAUUGAUAAAACAUGUAUGAAGUGGUCUGUCACAAGCUGUGGGAAACGAGGGUCUUGUAGAGUAUAUAAUUCCAGAUUAUUUGGAAUGUACUUUCUGGGCUUGUGUACAGGCUUAAAAAUCCCACCACUUCUUUUAUAUAUUGUGUUAAUUUUUGCCAUGAAGAAAAAAUAUGAAGGGAAAGAUACCAAGGCAUCAGAAAAUGAAAGAAAAGCCGUGGAUGAAACAAACUUAGAACCCUUAAAUAAUAAUGGACUGCUUGUAGUUUCUGAUGGAGCAGACAGUAAAAUGCAUAUUUAA